UCAAAUGAAUUUGUUCCGCAGAAAGAAAAAACUUGUAACGCUUCAAAGCAAUCAAAUGAAUAUGUUCCGCAGAAAGAAAAAACAAGGGAAAAACAGCGAUGUUCACAAAGGCUCCGAGAACAUCGCCAAACAAUGGAAAACUCUAAGCGGAGAAAGCAACUGGAAGGGAUUAUUAGACCCUCCCGGACCCGAUCUCCGUAGCUACAUCAUCCACUAUGGCGAAAUGGCUCAAGCGACCUACGAUGCUUUCAACUCGGUUAAGGUUUCAAAGUAUGCGGGAACCAGCCGGUAUGCACGCAAGGAUCUGUUGUCCAGGGUCGGUGUUACUCAAGGGAGGCCGCUCAACAAGUAUCAGGUGACUAAAUACAUAUACGCGGCCUCAUCUAUCGCGCUUCCCGAUGCGUUCAUCGUCAAGUCGUUGUCUCGUGAGGCGUGGAGCAAGGAGUCGAACUGGAUGGGGUUUGUAGCGGUGGCUACAGAUGAUGGGAAGUUGGUGUUAGGGAGGAGAGACAUUCUGGUUGCAUGGAGAGGAACUAUUCAAACUUUGGAGUGGGUUAAUGAUUUGGAUUUCACGUUGGUUUCAGGUCCAAAAAUAUUUGGUGAAAACAACGAUGAUGAUCCUAAAAUACACCAAGGAUGGUACUCAAUCUACACUACUGAAGAUCCGCGUUCGCCUUACAAUAAAACUAGUGCAAGGGAUCAGGUACUGACAGAGGUGAAGAGACUAGUGGAACAAUACAAGAAUGAAGAAAUUAGCUUGACAAUAACGGGACACAGUUUGGGUUCAGCUAUCGCGACCCUAAACGCGAUUGACAUGGUCUUAAACGGUAUCAAUAAGCCGAAAGGAAUGCCAAACAAGACCUGCCUCGUGACCACCUUUGUGUUCGCUAGCCCUCGUGUUGGAGACUCCACGUUCAAGAAAGUAUUUAGUUCACAGAACAAUCUUCAUGCCUUACGCAUUCGCAACGCAUUAGAUGUUGUUCCAAAUUACCCUAUAAUCGGGUAUUCGGAUGUUGGGAUGGAGUUGGUAAUCGAUACUACAAAAUCUGGUUAUUUGAAGAGUCCCGGGAGUUUGUCGAGUUGGCAUAGCUUGGAGGCUUAUAUGCAUGGUGUUGCAGGGACACAAGGCAGCAAGGGAGGGUUUAAGCUGGAAGUUAAUCGUGAUAUCUCACUUGUGAACAAACAUUUGGAUUGUUUAAAGGAUGAAUAUGGUAUUCCUGCUUCUUGGUGGUGUGAGAAGAAUAAUAGUAUGGUCCAGAAGGAAGAUGGUUCUUGGAUGUUAAUGGAUCAUGAAGAUGAUGAUUUCUAUCCAUGAGAUAUGCACAUUUCUAUUCAACCCGGCCCCUACAUUAUUCAGUUAUAUUAACUUCUUUUAUUCUAUUGCUUGUGUUGUGUUUAGUUUCUUAAUCUUUUGAAUUACAAUUAAUGUAAUUCACUCUUUUAAUACUGAGCUUCUCUGAAAA
Messenger RNA from Helianthus annuus (common sunflower), 1463 nucleotides. Its product is annotated as phospholipase A1-II 1. NCBI's taxonomy places the organism in Eukaryota, Viridiplantae, Streptophyta, Magnoliopsida, Asterales, Asteraceae. The coding region runs from base 5 to 1315 and encodes 436 amino acids. Gene Ontology annotation, biological process: lipid metabolic process. Gene Ontology annotation, molecular function: glycerophospholipid phospholipase A1 activity. The transcript is spliced from 2 exons. The record is from RefSeq and is a predicted model, not a curated record.